Molecule: messenger RNA, 1594 nt
Organism: Andrographis paniculata
Lineage: Eukaryota; Viridiplantae; Streptophyta; Magnoliopsida; Lamiales; Acanthaceae
Product: squalene synthase 8-like
Exons: 14
Coding region: 89-1423 (444 amino acids)
Biological process (GO): farnesyl diphosphate metabolic process; lipid biosynthetic process
Cellular component (GO): endoplasmic reticulum membrane
Molecular function (GO): squalene synthase [NAD(P)H] activity
Source: RefSeq, a predicted model, not a curated record
CUUGACUUUAUAAGGUAAUUUCACUAUCAUAGGAAUCAAAGUGCAUGCUACAGAUUAAGGCGACUGAUAUUUGGAUUGAAUCGUGACAAUGUUUGCAGCAGUAAGUAGCCCUGCUCUCCAAUUCGGAGGACAACAGCUUAGCAGCAGCAUUGGUAGAAAAAGAUCAAAUUUGAAAGUGGAAAGUUUGCGGUCCAUUUGGAGGCAUCCGGAUGAGCUUUGUCCGAUGGUGAGGUUGAAGCUGGCAUCCAUAGCUUCGGAGAUGCAGAUUCCGGCAGAGCCGCGGCACUGGCAGAUAUGUUACUCUAUGCUUGCCAAAUUGGAAGGUCGUCUCGUCCUUAUUCACCACCUUCAUCCCCAUGUUCGUGAUGCUAUUUGUAUUUUCUAUCUAGUUCUUCGAGCACUCGACACAAUAGAGGAUGAUACAAGUAUAGCCGCAGAGAUUAAACUACCUCUUCUACAAUCUUUCCAUAGUCACAUACGCGAUAAAGAAAGGAGUUUUUCAUGUGGCACAAAGGACGAAAAAGUUCUUAUGGAGGAGUUCCAUCAUGUCUCCGCUGCUUUCCUGGAUCUUGAUCCCCGUUAUCAGGAAAUAAUCGAGGAGAUUGCGAAGAGAAUGGGUGAAGGAAUGGCAAAGUUUAUCUGCAAGAAGAUCGACACGCUAGAUGAAUACGAUGAAUAUUGUUACUACGUGGCUGGGCUUGUUGGAAUCGGAAUGGCGAAAGUAUUGCAUGUUUCUGGAAAAGAAGAACUUGUUUCGGAUGACAUCUCCGAGGCCAUGGGUGUACUUGGUCAGAAAUUAGACAUCAUCACGGACUAUCUUGAUGAUAUUAAUGCGAUGCCAACUGCUCGCAUGUUCUGGCCCCGUCAAAUAUGGAGUAAAUAUGUCGACAAGCUCGAGGACUUAAAGGAGGAAAGAAAUUCUGCGAAGGCGCUUUUUUGCCUGAACGAGAUGGUCACAAAUGCCUUAGUGCAUGUGGAGAGCUCCCUAAAUCAAAUCUCUAGUCUGCGAGAUCCUGCAUAUAUUCAAUUUUACGCCAUAGUACAGGUGAUCAUAUUUAGGACAUUAGCCUUGUGCUACAAUAACAUUCAAGUAUUUAACGGUACUGGCAUCAAUUUGAGGGGUGGUAUUGCUGCUAAACUUUUCUACAAAACUAGAACAAAGUCUGACGUGUAUCAAGCUUUCUACGACAUCUCGUAUAUGCUCAAAUCCAAGGUUGACAGCAAUGAUCCUAAUGCUGGAGAAACUCAUGAGCGUUUAGACGCGAUCAUAAAAAUAUGCCGCAACCUUGGAACUAUAAAAGAAAGAAAAUCUUUCACUAGUAUUCCGAACAACCUCCAAGCCAUCUCGACUCUGGUUCUUCUCCUCUCGGUCAUAUUUGUCAUUCCCAUUCGUGGCCUAAUAAUGCAUCUUCGGCCUUUUUGAAUGAUGUGAAAUAGUUAGCUAGGUUUUUGUUUGUUUACACUCUCGCAUUUUUAUUAUUUUUUUUCGCACUAUGUGAGAUUAUCCUCUUAACAAUUAUCAUCUCCUAUACUUUAAGAUCUACGUAUAUUUCAUGGACAUAUUUGAAAUUUUAUAUUUCUUCAUCUAUUCUAA